AUGAGAAAUUCUGGUACAAACGUAACUGAGGACAUCUCCAUCAUAUUUGGAGCUUCUGGAGGAGGAAUAGUUUCCUUAUUAUUCACACUGAAAUACAAAAACUGGUCCAACUUUUUCAAAGAUUUAGUAGACACGAGACAAUACACCAGGCCAAGAAAUUUACAAGCCAGGGCAACACGUCUCAACCACUUAGGAAAAAUAUGCUUCUUCUGCGCUUGGUGGGUUACCAUCACCUACGCUAUAGCAGCUUGGUUCAGUUCCAAAGGCUGUCAGGACACCAACGACCCAGGGAAGUUUGGUGAGAUUUGCCCUACGUUUAUCCCUAUUUGGUUGCCUUUUGGCACCAACGAUGUAGCUGCAGCACAAUCGUUUCUCGCCGAAUGCUUCGUCAUGUACGAAUCCACGGAGAUAUUUAUAUGCCACAUUAGCGAAUUGAAGAGCCAGCUCAAGGAGACUUUAGAUGCACCGUUUUCAGUAGAAACCAGGGAUAAGCUUCGUUUAUGCGUCGAUUACCACGUUUAUAUACUGAACUUGGGAUAUCGUCUUAGUUCACUUAUCAAAUACACAGCUGGACAUAUGUCUCUAUUGUCUGCAUUGGUGUGUGGAUGUGUAGCUAACCAAAUGUUGAACACCAAACCCAUGGGAUCCUUAUUUUUCUUGGCUGCCUGGUUAUUUGCCUUAUUCUGCUUCUGUCAUUCAGGACAAAGAAUCAAGGACAAGACAUUGUCGAUUGCUGAUGCUAUAUGGAACACUAAAUGGUAUAAGGCAGAUGUUAAAACUCUGAAAGAUGUGCAGUUCAUACUGCUAAGAUGUCAAAAACCAAUAUGUUUUGAAGCUUUACCUAUGGGAGUAACAGACUAUGCCUUCUAUUUUAUGAUGAUUAAAACUGGAUAUUCGUUUUUCGCACUUUUUCGCCAGUCGCUAUAA
Messenger RNA from Anoplophora glabripennis (Asian longhorned beetle), 927 nucleotides. Its product is annotated as odorant receptor 85b-like. The record is from RefSeq and is a predicted model, not a curated record. Gene Ontology annotation, molecular function: olfactory receptor activity; odorant binding. The transcript is spliced from 7 exons. Lineage: Eukaryota; Metazoa; Arthropoda; Insecta; Coleoptera; Cerambycidae. The coding region runs from base 1 to 927 and encodes 308 amino acids. Gene Ontology annotation, cellular component: plasma membrane. Gene Ontology annotation, biological process: detection of chemical stimulus involved in sensory perception of smell; sensory perception of smell.